Molecule: messenger RNA, 2375 nt
Organism: Sphaeramia orbicularis (orbiculate cardinalfish)
Lineage: Eukaryota; Metazoa; Chordata; Actinopteri; Kurtiformes; Apogonidae
Gene: rnf11a
Product: ring finger protein 11a
Exons: 3
Coding region: 332-775 (147 amino acids)
Biological process (GO): ubiquitin-dependent protein catabolic process
Cellular component (GO): ubiquitin ligase complex
Molecular function (GO): ubiquitin protein ligase activity
Source: RefSeq, a predicted model, not a curated record
UCCGGUAUAACCGCUACAUUUUGUAAACACUAAACGGCAGCAGUCAAAGAAACACGCAACAAUCUCCGUGUUAUUAACUAAAGCAAGAAAACCUGUCACUAACUGUUCUACCAGAUACUACAAAACACACUACCAGUCGUCUUGUCGCAGGGAAAGCUUGACGUCGCUUUAGCGUCAGGUUCCACAGAAAAUUAACAGCAUUUAGUCGGCUAACACUUACGGUUAGCUAUCAAAACAAUCUAGCGUUGUUAAAGGACGCUUCCAGCUGACGUCUGUUAAGUGUGUUUCUCAUUCACAAGGUAGUGGACACUCUCAUGCUGGUCAUACCUCAAUGGGGAACUGUCUGUUUUCGCAAGGUGCGGAUGACCUGUCUCUGCUGAACGAUUCCGAGGGAGGAAGUCUGCCCGGGGAGCCUCCGCCGCCAUACCAGGAACGUGCAGAGCCAGUACCAGUCUAUCAUCCCACUCCAGGUGAGAGUCGUCUGGCCAGCCAGCUGACUGAAGAGGAGCAGAUCCGCAUCGCCCAGCGCAUUGGUCUCAUCCAGCACCUGCCCAGAGGCAUCUUUGACCCAGGCUCUGACCCAUCUGACAAGAAAGUUAAAGAAUGUGUAAUCUGCAUGAUGGAUUUUGAAUAUGGUGAUCCCGUUCGAUUCUUGCCCUGCCUUCACAUCUACCAUGUGGAUUGCAUCGAUCCCUGGCUGAUGCGUUCCUUCACCUGCCCAACCUGCAUGGAACCCGUCGACGCAGCUCUGCUGUCCACGUAUGAAACCAACUAAGCAGCAGCUCCCUGUGGCUGAUCCUAAAUGUAACUGCACCUUUUUAGCCAAAACUCUCCUCGCUGUUUCUGCAGGUAGCCAAGGUAAAGUGGCAAUAUGCAGAUGUUUGGAGGGUAUUGUAGGAUAAUGCUGAAAACAGCAGCCCACCCCACAGUAUACCUAGGUCUCUUAUGGGUCUGUUAGGGCUAAGUAAACUUUUUGCCUUUUACAGUUGGACAAUGUGCCAAAUGAAGUUCGAUAAAAACUAUUGGACAUUGUUCAAGUAGCAAAAUAUUACACAAAGUAGUUUCACUUUUGUACAACUGAUGGUGUAUUUUGAUAUAUGAACUUUAUGGUAGUUAGUGUUUGUCACAGAUGUCAUUCACGCCCCGCUGAAGAUGUAAUGUGCAAUAUGAAAAUGCAGAACUGUUCAGGUCAAGUGGUCAGAACAGACAAGUCUAUGGUCAUUGUUAAUCAGAAUGAGCAGGGCAAACAUGAACGAAGCAUGACUUUGAAUGUCAAAAAGAUGCUUGCCUCCAUACUGAAAUGCAAUUGUCUAAACACAGAAGUAGGUUUUUCUGAAUAAAGCUAACCUACGAGGUCCUUACACCAUUUAUGGCUUCAGCACCAUGAGUUAAAUGGUGUAAUUUAUCUUUUGAAAUUCAUCUGAAGACUUAUCUGUUUGUAGAAAUGUAUUGUCUGUAUUUGUAGAUUUUUUUCCUUUGAAGCUGCUUUUACAAAUAUGGAUCUGUUUUUGCCUUUCCAUUAUAUGGAUCUUCCUCUUUGCAUUGUGCUUUCAGUUUUUUUCAUCUUCAGUCACUGUUUUCUCCUCUACUGUUUACUGUCAGCGAUAUUUACAAAGAUAAGAUAUGCUGUGCAAUCUCCCUUAAAGCACCUUGGGAUACCCCUCAUCUGGAACGCUGUAGCUUAAAGAGUUUGUUGACAGUUCUGUGUUUUUUUGUGUGUGUGUGUGUGUGUGUGUGUGUGUGUGUGUGUGUGUGUGUGUGUUUUUGAGAGGGUGUAGUUGAGCUUCAACUGUAACAUAAUGAUGUCAGUUGUGAACUUGUUUGGUUACCUCUUUUUGUAGAUCAUAGAUUUGGUUUGUCUUGAUGGCCUUCUUGCAUUUUCAAAGUUUCUGGGUCUGUCAAAAAUUCUUUUAGCUUUUUAUAAUAGAAAUGUAAUAACUGAUGCUUAAUGCAAAAUGUGGAGGAUGUUUGAAUACAAAAAGCUAUAAAGGUGAAGUGAAGUCACAUUAGUGGACUGAUAUAUAUCUUGAAUGUAGGGUAAAAUUUCAGCUUUUACAGAUUUGGACAGUACAAAGUGACAACAAGAGGACAUUUCUGAUUUACUCAGGCUGCUGUGCCUUUAAGGUCGAAGUAAGCCAAUUCCUGUGAAGUACAAUCAUUUCUAACAUUACAUUCUUGUUUGUUUUAGUUGUCCUCUAGGGGGAGACGGAUACCAGCACUGUACUGAUUUGUAUCAAGAGAUAGGCCCAGGAUAAAGCCAGAGGUGUCCUGGCUGAUGUUAACAAGUAUUUUGUGUUUUAAUUUAUAAUGUGCACAACCAGUGCACAUGUUUGAUGAAAAUCAUAAAGCCACAAUAAAAGUGGAUACCAAAUUUU